Molecule: messenger RNA, 3011 nt
Organism: Tetranychus urticae (two-spotted spider mite)
Lineage: Eukaryota; Metazoa; Arthropoda; Arachnida; Trombidiformes; Tetranychidae
Product: glutamate receptor ionotropic, kainate 2-like
Biological process (GO): monoatomic ion transport
Cellular component (GO): membrane
Molecular function (GO): ligand-gated monoatomic ion channel activity; signaling receptor activity
Source: RefSeq, a predicted model, not a curated record
CUUUCAACGAUGGAAGAUGCUGCACCAAAAGCGUAACUCUAAAUGUACUUCGAGAAAUGAUGAGGAUAAGGGAAGAAUCGGAUGAAAGUUUUCUUUUGUUGGAUAACCAAAAAUACACAUUAUGGUUAAAGUAUCAAAACAGAAUGAGAUAACCAAAAUUUAACCAUGUUCAACCUCUAUUGUAAUAAAGACAGUACAAUUAAAGAAAUGAAUUUUCAAAUAAUUGGUAAAUUUUUACUCCUUUUAACUGUGAUUCAAUCUGGAUUUGGAUUACCUGAAACCUUGAACAUUGGCGGUUUGUUCACUGUUAACUCAUUGGAUCAGGAUUUAGCUUUUCAAGUUGCCAUCCAAAAGGUUUUAAAUGAUUUUAACCGAUUUUCAUCAGCCACAGUCCAAGGAAUUAAGUACAAUGUUUCAUACUUUGAUAGUUAUCAGGCUCAAUCAAAUGUGUGUAAACUGCUGCAGGAACAAGUAGCAGCUAUUAUUGACACUACGAGUUCACCUUGUUCUCAUCAUAUUGAAGCAAUUUGUGAUAAUUAUGAGAUACCUCAUAUUCGGACCCGUUAUGAUUGGAGACAAUCAAUGGGCACCUUUUCAAUUAAUCUGUAUCCUCAUCCACUUCGUAUAGCUCAUGCCACUAUAGACUUAAUCAUUGAACUUGGAUGGAAAGAGUUUGCUGUUUUAUUUGAAGAUGAUGAAGACACUGCGUUUGUCAAUGAAUUAUUCAAGGAAACACAAAAGGAAUAUGAACAAAUGAUUGGUUUCCCUGUUAAUCGUCUUGAUUGGACAAUUGGUGUUUACCAGUUCUCAUCAGUUGACUCGUACCGAGAUACUUUUGGCUUGGUCCGACGGAGUCAGUACAAGAAUAUAAUUCUUCAUGUUAAAUCUGACAAUUUAUAUGAUGCACUUAAGCAGGGCCAACAAAUCGGAUUAAUGACAGAUGAAUACAGUUUUAUCCUUACUUCCUUGGAUCUCCAUGCCAUUGACCUGAAAGAUUUUAAGUACAGUGGAGCUAAAAUACAUUCCUAUAGGAUAGUAGACACAAACAGUGAAGAAUCUCGUCAAUUUAUUCACGAUUGGGAAAACCUGGCCCAAGAGAUGGGAAUUGAACCGUCGGAAACAUCGAACAACUUUAAGACAGAGACUGGAUUAGUUUAUGAUGCUGUGCUUCUUGUUUCAAAUGCCAUCAAGGAAGCUGAAAAAACUAUGCAAGUCGAGCCAACCUCACUUUCCUGCGAAGAACCACUUACCUGGUCACAAGGGACGUCAAUAUUAAAUUUUCUUACCGCUAAUCCGAUGGAUGGUGUAACUGGAAGAUUAUUUUUCGAUGAAGAAGGCUAUCGUUCCAAUGUUGUCCUCCACCUGUAUGAGCUUUCCAAUGAAGGUUUCAAUCGUCUGGGCUUUUGGUCAGAUAUCAAUAAGAAAGGCCUUGAGAUUGAAAAUAAACAACCGAAAUAUUAUAAUCCCAGUGAAAAUGCUAUCAAAGACCGAAUGUUGAAAGUGGUUACUGUGGAGGAAAAAGGUUACACCAUGAUUAAGAAUGAUCGGAGACCCUUGGAGGGAAAUGAAAAGUAUGAAGGAUAUGUUAUCGAUUUGGUUGAAGAGUUAUCCAAAUUUGCAGGCUUCAAUUAUGAGAUUAGCCUGUUUGAUAGUAAAGCUUAUGGUGAUUGUAAUAAAACUAGUAUGACCUGUACCGGGAUGUUGGGUGAGAUUACCUCUGAUCGUGCACAUCUUGCUUUAGUUGAUUUAACUAUUACUGCGGGCAGAUCAGAGGUUGUUGAUUUUACUCAUCCAUUCAUCAACACUGGAAUAUCCGUUUUAUUUAAAAAAAUAACCAAAAGUGAAACUCAAUUGUUUGGCUUUUUAUCACCAUUCACCUAUCUUGUUUGGUGUAUGAUUACUUUCACCAUUAUUGCUGUUUCCAUCUCGUUCCAUGUUAUCGGACGAUUAUCACCGUAUGAGUGGGUUAAUCCUUAUCCAUGUCGCCAAGAUGAGCCAAUCCUGGAAAAUGAUUUAACUCAAGCAAACGCUUCUUGGUUCAUUGUAGCAGCUCUUAUGCAACAGGGUUCCGAGAUUGCACCAAGGACUCUAUCAACUCGUUGGUUAGCCGGUGUUUGGUAUUUUUUCACUCUUAUCCUCGUCUCAUGUUACACUGCCAAUUUAGCUGCUUCUUUGACAAUAGAAGAUUUCAAUUAUCCAUUUUCAAGUGCUAAGGAUUUGAUUACACUGGAUACACCAGAAGUGCAGGCGAUCAAAUUUGGAUGUAAAAAAAGUGGUUCAACGUUGAAUUUUUUCAAAGACUCAAACGAUCCAAUUUACCGUGAGAUUUAUAAUCGGAUGAUGGAGCAUCCAGAGUGGUUGGCCAGUACAAAUGAUGAAGGUGAAGAGAGGGUCAGAGAAAGUGAUUUUGAUUAUGCCUUUUUUAUGGAAUCAGCUACCAUUGAUUAUAAGUUGGAACGUAAUUGUUCGAUAGUUAAAAUUGGUGGGCUACUUGAUCAUAAAGGUUAUGGUAUAGCGGUUAAACGAAACUCACCUUUAUUGCGUAUCUUAAAUCAAGGUUUAUUAGCAUUACAAGAAUCUGGACAGUUAAGAGUCCUUUAUGAUAGAUGGUGGAAACAGCGUAAUGGUGGUGGUGUUUGUGCUGCUAAAGCCGAUACCUCAGCAGCAGUUACAUCAUUCAAAUUAAUCAAUGUUGGUGGUGCUUUUAUUGUCCUCCUGAUUGGUUGUGGAGUUGCACUAUUAAUUGCUUUCUGUGAACUAUUCACUAAGUUAUGGAAUACAUCCAAUGACCCUGUAUCAUUUUGGGAAGGAGUUAAAAAUGAAUUGCGAUUUGCAUUUAACUUUCAAUUAGCAACCAAACAGGUUACCAAAAAUGAAAAUCUCAUCCAAAGAAGCAUUUCUGAGGACAAAUCAUCUAAAAUUUCCAAUUUUUCAGCCAAAUGAUAAACCUGGGAUGAAAUUUGAAUUCUUUACAAAUGAUAUGAUUGCUACAAUUAAAAUAUUUACAACAA